Messenger RNA from Penicillium waksmanii, 636 nucleotides. Its product is annotated as YbhB/YbcL family Raf kinase inhibitor-like protein. The coding region runs from base 1 to 636 and encodes 211 amino acids. Lineage: Eukaryota; Fungi; Ascomycota; Eurotiomycetes; Eurotiales; Aspergillaceae. The record is from RefSeq and is a predicted model, not a curated record. The transcript has a single exon.
AUGCCAAUCCUCCACUACCUACAGUAUGGCCUCGGCCGGUUGCUCUACCCUUUCCGGGAUCACGAAUCGCGCCAAAUCAUCCACCACCCGGCCUUCCAAAAUAUCCCCAAGCCUAAUAUGACCCUGGAAGCACCCGAAUGUGGUCCCUCGGGCUCUACAAUGCUACUCAAACAUUCCGGGUAUGCAGAGGAUGGUGUUGGCUGUCAUCCAGAACUACGCUGGUCGAUCCCCGAAUGUACCUCGCCAGUCAAAGAAUAUGUCUUGAUCUGCGAAGACAUCGAUAUCCCGAUUCCCUUCCUUGUCAUACAUCACGGCCUGUUUUGGGCCAUUCCUCCUUCCGCAACGACUGCGGUUCCGGCCAGCGUGGAGGUCAGUCCGGAGAACGCAAAGCACCGCCGGACCGAUGCCGGCUGGCGCUUCGUGCCAAACCCACUGGGCACAUCUUAUGGUGGUCCUGCUCCUCCUUUUGGUCAUGGUCCCCAUCGCUACACUUUCACUAUCGUCGCUCUCAAUGCUUCUCUCGAAUUUGACAAUCCCGAAAAGGUCAGCAAGAACGAUAUCAAGGACGCCAUGGUCGGCAAGGUCAUCGGCUGGGGCCAAUGGGUGGGUGUCUAUGAGCGGGUUUGGGGCGCAUAA